This is a messenger RNA of Parathielavia appendiculata, 354 nucleotides long. RefSeq lists its product as uncharacterized. NCBI's taxonomy places the organism in Eukaryota, Fungi, Ascomycota, Sordariomycetes, Sordariales, Chaetomiaceae. Bases 1 to 354 code for a protein of 117 amino acids. The record is from RefSeq and is a predicted model, not a curated record. The transcript has 4 exons.
AUGGUUAAAGACAAGAAUACAGUCAUCAAGGAGUUCAAUGAGCUCGUCAACAUGGACUCAGACCAGUUGAAGGAGUGGCUCGGCGGUGAGGCUUCAGCCGGUGCAGGUUGGUCCAAGAAUGAUGGCUCAGGCGAGACAAUCGGCCACGAGAGCGGCCGCAAGAUCAUCAAGAUCUUGGAGAAGAACCCAAACAAAGACCCCAGCAAGUACGACGAGGACGACAUUAGCCACAUGCGAAAGGUCGUCUCGUACAACAAGCGCCAUUUGGCUCAGGAAGGAAAGGCAAAGCAGGACCCGGAAAGCAAGAGUGCUAAGUCAUUGAAGAACUGGGGUCACGACCCUCAACUUGAAUGA